UCGGGGAACUACUAAGAAUAAGCAAAAAUUAGAAGUUUUAAUUAGAUUGAACCUGGCACACGUGUCUUCCACUGUGUUACUUGCCUAAUAAGUGUAUAUUAAUUGCUUCCCUUAUUUACGAAAACUCUUAUUGGCCCUAGACAAAGAACACUCACGACGUUCCUCCUACAUAAGGUUUAGGCAUUUCCAGCUGUAUUCGGCCUGUCAGCUGGGUUGCUUGCAAUUUUUCAGUAAUGGAUCCGAUUGUAGCUUUGGAGCAAAAUGCGAUUGAUCGACAAAAACCUAUGAUCGAUUCGUUAGCUCACGGUGACUCAGAUGUGCAGGCAUUUUAUAGACAGAAAACUAUAUUUGUGACUGGUGGUACUGGAUUUUUGGGAAAACUGCUAAUUGAGAAACUUUUUAGAACAUGUGAUCUUAAGCGAGUUUAUCUUUUGAUACGUUCUAAAAUGAAUUGCUCUCCGGUAGAAAGGCUAUCUGAUAUUACCAAUGACUCGAUAUUUGAUAGCGUACGGCGUGUAAAUCCUUCGUUUGCGAAUAAUAUUACAGCCAUAGAGGGAGAUGUGUGUGAACUAAAUCUGGGCAUCUCAGAUGCUAACUGGCACAGGCUCGCUGAAGAGGUAGAUAUUCUAUUUCAUAUAGCAGCAAAUGUAAGGUUUGACACGAGUUUGAAAGAUGUGGCUUUAUCUAACGUAAGGGGGACUAGAGAAGCGUUGACGCUCGGCAAAGCGUGCAGGAAUCUAAAAUCCUUUGUCUUCUUAUCAACUGCAUUCUCUCAAGCUACAUGCGAUGUUAUCGGAAAAACAGUGUCUGAGGAGUUUGGCUCCUGUCCAAUAACGCCAGAUGCAUUUAUACAUAUCGCAGAGACUUAUAAUACGGAACAAUUAAACAACAUUGCACCGACAUUAGUUAAGGGUUGGCCAAAUACGUAUACAUUUUCGAAAGCAAUAUCCGAAGAGCUUGUGCGCACGAUGGGCGCUGAUUUACCGGCAUGCGUAGUACGACCUGCGAUAGUGACUCCUACUUAUACUGAACCAGUACCGGGUUGGUUAGACAAGAGCACUAUCUAUGGAUCUAAUGGCGUAGCACUAGGUAUACUUAUGGGAGUGUUACAAGUUAUACAAUGCGACAUAAAGUGCCGAAUAGAGUUGGUGCCAGCUGAUAUGACGACAAACGCUACGAUAGUGGCAGCCUCAACUACUGCCGCUAAACGCACCACCGGUUACCUACAGACAGACAUCUAUACAGUAACCAGCACUAGAAAUCCUAUCAAAUGGAGACAGGCGAUAUCAAUCUUUGCAGAACAAAGGUUUAAAUUCGCGUCUCCAAAAACAACUUGGUUCAUUAACCCCAUCCCUAUCAAGAACUCGGUCAUGUUUACGUUAUUGUUUUGGUUAUUUCACUAUAUACCUGGGUAUAUCUUCGAUGGAUUGAACAUAAUCACAGAUUCGUUAAACUGUACACUAAAACGCAUAAACUUUUGUCUGUGUUGCAAUAUUUUUGUGUCAACCAAUGGCAUCUGAGUGACACUAAUCUUGACAGUUUGUAUAACAGUUUGUCAGAAACUGACAAAGUUAUUUAUAACUUUGAUAUAAAAUCACUGGACUGGAAAGAACA
Messenger RNA from Papilio polytes (common Mormon), 1614 nucleotides. Its product is annotated as fatty acyl-CoA reductase 1-like. The record is from RefSeq and is a predicted model, not a curated record. NCBI's taxonomy places the organism in Eukaryota, Metazoa, Arthropoda, Insecta, Lepidoptera, Papilionidae. Gene Ontology annotation, cellular component: peroxisome. Gene Ontology annotation, biological process: long-chain fatty-acyl-CoA metabolic process. The transcript is spliced from 10 exons. Gene Ontology annotation, molecular function: alcohol-forming very long-chain fatty acyl-CoA reductase (NADP+) activity. Bases 234 to 1520 code for a protein of 428 amino acids.